AUGCUAUCCCGGCGUCCAUUGUUGUUAUGGCUUGCAUUGCUGCUAGCUCAAAGUUUAUCCGUACAAGCCGAUGAGACACGCAUUACCAGUGAUGACCUCUUUACCACGGCAUGCUCUGGCAUAUGGAGUAAGGACGAUGUCCCCGGAAAUGACGAGUCCUUUAUUAAAGUGACGCUCGACAACACUUCUCAGGGCAAGACAGCCAUGCUUAUCUAUGAAUGGAAUGAUUUCGAUCGCAUUGGGAUGGUUAAUAAUGAAACUGGCCAGGUGCAAUACAUCUGCGAUGACUAUGCUGUCGACAAUCACAUCUGCGACGCUGUUGACUAUGGCACAUUUAUCGUCAAACAAGAUCCCAAUGAUAACUCAUCCAUCUUUACCACUGCAUUCAGCCUGAAGAAGAACGAGACAGCCAUGCCUGAGAUUGUGCUAUACAAGGUGGAUCAUACAGGAUACUAUUGUGUGGCUAUCAUUCAUGCCAAUCUUGAGCCUGAGGAAGGUGAUCGUUUCGAUGCAUGGAUUGAAUGGCGACUUCCCUAUGGCAACCUUCCAGCAUCCGAUUAUCCCAAGUUACUGUUUUAUGGUGCAUUCUCGAUUGCGUAUUUGGCUGUAGGUAUUGCCUGGGGUAUCCAAACUUAUCGAUUCUGGAACGACAUUUUGCCUGUGCAGCACUUUUUAUCGGCAACCAUAUUCUUUCUCAUUGUUGAAAUGGCCAUCAAUUGGGGUUUCUGGGAAGCAUAUAAUCAAGCAGGAUCGCCUUCAUACGGCCUUUUAGCAUUGGUGGCAUUUAUGAACGCUGGCAGAAAUAGUAUGUCAUUCUUCAUGUUGCUGGUGGUAUCCUUGGGAUACAGCGUGGUAAAGCCAAGUCUUGGAUCCACCAUGAAAAAAUGCGUCGUUCUUGCUGGCACACAUUUCUUUUUCGGUGUUAUCUACUCUUUGGGUGUGAUGUUGCUAUCGCCAGAAUCGGCUGGAUUCAUGGUUUUACUGGUUAUCUUCCCUCUUGCAUUGACCAUGUCGGCAUUUUACGUGUGGAUUUUCAGCUCGCUUACCAAUACGAUUGCCACGCUAGAGGUACGCAAGCAACAUGUCAAGGCAUUGAUGUACACAAGGCUUCAUCGAUUACUCGUUUUCUCGGUGUUUAUGGUCAUUGUCAUUUUCAUUCUCAACAUGUUUGCCUUUAGCGGACGCAAUCAAGUAGACUGGGCUGCUAAAAGCUGGAAAUGGCGGUGGAUUACCAUGGAUGGUCUCCUUAAUUUGCUCUACUUUGUGGUAUUCCUGGUCAUUGUUAUCUUAUGGCGUCCUACAAGCAACAAUCAGCGUUAUGGUUUGCAACAAAUCAGUCAGGAUGAAGAGGAAGCUAUCGCUCUUGAAAAUCAACUUCGUCACGCCGGCUUGGAUGCCGAUAGCACAGCCAUCUUUGAUUUGGGAGAUGAUGACAUGAGUGAUAACGGUGACCACCACGGCAGCAGCAAAGUGAAGCUCAUGACCGUACCCAACCAUGAGAACGAUCAACAUGAAUCAAGUAGCAACCAUGUCCAAGCAUCAAGCAGCAGGGAAAACAUCAACAAAAAGGAUGAUCCUAGCGAAGAUGAGGAUGAUGAGGAUGAUGGACCUGAUGAUGAUGAACGAGCCCAUUUGACAAGCAAUGCAAGAAAGUAA
Lichtheimia ornata is the source of this 1656-nucleotide messenger RNA. RefSeq lists its product as uncharacterized. Bases 1 to 1656 code for a protein of 551 amino acids. Gene Ontology annotation, biological process: retrograde transport, endosome to Golgi. Lineage: Eukaryota; Fungi; Mucoromycota; Mucoromycetes; Mucorales; Lichtheimiaceae. Gene Ontology annotation, cellular component: membrane; Golgi apparatus. The record is from RefSeq and is a predicted model, not a curated record. The transcript is spliced from 12 exons.